AUGUUUCGACGAACAAGACACAUGUCAAAGAAAGCAUUUUGCGAAGUCUGGUCCUAUGUUCGCCACCCACGGAAGAUCUCGAGACUUCUAUGGAGAGUCCCCAAGCUCAUAUGGAGGAGCGCAUACACAACCUGGGAUGGCAAGACUAUCACCUAUGGUUAUCUAGUGCUCCUGAUCAUCUGGCUUGUAGCCAACGUUGUCAUAAACUUGGAUUGGGGAUGGUUGACACCACUUGGGCCACCAGCGAAAAGAGCUGCGCUGGCAGCUAUCCUCAACCUUAUCCCGGUGGUUCUUGGCGGAAGAACGUGCCAUGUUGCCGAUCUCCUUGGAAUACCAUUGCAGUUCUACUACUUGCUACAUCACUGGAUGGCAAGGAUCGCUCUAUUACAGUCGCUUGUGCACGCUGGCAUUCACAUCCAACUGCAAGAGAGCUGGACGACCAUCUCAGGUAUGGGACUCGCAGCUAUGCUUCUUUUCAUUAUCAUCACGUUUUUGUCCAUGUUCUGCAUCCGAAGAAGACACGCCGUCGCUUUUAUUUGGUGUCACAGAAUCCUCGCAUGCAGUCUGCUUGGUUUCCUUCUCGCACAUCUUUGGCUUGUUUACCCGCUUGAUCGCAACAUAGCUGGGAUCAUCCUGCUCUGUGUCAUCGGUAUCUCGACCUUGCUUACGUUCUACCGUUGGUUUCGGUUGCAGACAGCUCAAGUGGACAUCAGUAAAUGUCACCUCACGGUGAGAAGUCCUCAUGCCGAAGAAGAGAUAUACACGGGGGCCACUCGGAUCAAGAUUCGACCGCCUAGAGACACUCCCAUAUAUCCGGGCGCUUACUUCUACGUCUUCAACGAGCACGACCUGUUCUGGAGACGAUGCCUAGGUACACCCAUGGCGGUGUAUGAAUGGGCGACAUCAUCAUCCUCGUCUGUUAAUAACUGUUUAGCGUCCGAUCUAACUUUCCUAAUGGAAGACCAUCCAUCUCUAGCUCCCUUAUUGCCUGGUACAAGACUAACUAUCGAUGGCCCAUACGGUCGAAAUUUGAGACUCGAUAGAUACGACCAGGUGUUCCUCUUGGCUGAAGGUAUAGGAAUUGCUUCAGUGAUUUCCUUCGCAUUUACACUUGCCCACAGACGACUCCAUGAUCGCGAGAAGAAACCGGCAGUUGCGGGAGGGUCUCACGAACAGCUCUAUCUCGACAAGACAAGGAGAGUAACGCUCAUAUGGGCUAUGGAGGAAAACUCUCAGCUAGAAUGGGCACGGGGCGAGAUUAAUCGGUUGAUGAAGCUCGACCCACAAUCGAAACUUCUCCAUGUCUGGCUUUACCAACCAAAAGAACCUGACCCUACUUUAUCUUUCCCUCGCUUAGAGGAGGCUCAGAAAAAACUAGAAGCCUGUGACGAGUUCCCCAAGCACUGCAGGGUCACCUACGCACCGAAAAAUUGCUGGUCCGAGGUACUGCGGCAGCAGUUAACCGGAGCUAUGGAGACAUCACCUGGCACUAUAGUGGCUGCUGUGUGUGGAACGCCCGCGUUCCGACACAUGGCUAGGGACAUAAGUAAUGAGCAUGCUCGAGUAAAAUUUUACGAACUAGAGCACCAGCCCGUGCCUCGCCAAAAGCCUGCCAUAGUCCUUUCAGACGACAUGAGUCGGCAACUUUCAGUCCAAUACCGCGACCCACCUGCCAACCAUCGCGUCGUGCAACAGGUCACUCAUUUGAACACAGAAGAGAGCAUGUCUGUGUCAGUCAUAGUGGAGGAGGAGUACGAAAUGAGAUCAAUGUCACAGAAGAGACAGUUAACCUGA
Fusarium mangiferae is the source of this 1794-nucleotide messenger RNA. RefSeq lists its product as uncharacterized. Gene Ontology annotation, cellular component: plasma membrane. Gene Ontology annotation, biological process: intracellular iron ion homeostasis; copper ion import; iron ion transport. The record is from RefSeq and is a predicted model, not a curated record. Gene Ontology annotation, molecular function: ferric-chelate reductase activity. The transcript has 4 exons. The coding region runs from base 1 to 1794 and encodes 597 amino acids. Lineage: Eukaryota; Fungi; Ascomycota; Sordariomycetes; Hypocreales; Nectriaceae.